Molecule: messenger RNA, 640 nt
Organism: Amoebophrya sp. A120
Lineage: Eukaryota; Dinophyceae; Syndiniales; Amoebophryaceae
Source: the annotation of a GenBank genome assembly
AUGCCGACACACAACUCUUCAGACGGGACUAGACCUAGUGGGCAAAAGACAGCAAUAAUGUUGAAAGAUGGCCCACGAGCGAUCUGCUUGCAACAUGCUGCUCUCUUCGCAUUCGAACGACACACGCACGCAGGUAGAUUUUCAGAACUUGUUUUACCACAACUAAGUACUUACUUGCAUCUACUAAGAGGAAUUUUCUGGGAAUUGGGAAAAUUGAAAAAAAUUCGUCCCUCCUUCGCUGCCCCGCUAUAUCAAGAAGCACCGUUGACACACGCUGCCCCGGUCGGAUCUGUUCGCGCUACAGGGAGGGUGUCUGGAUGUCCUUCCUGGGAAGGCCGCCACCCUGUAGCCGUGUUGCACCAGGCCAAUGCUAUACGACUAAAAGCCCGGGCACCAUGCGGCGGGGCGUCCCAGAUUUAGCAUUUGCAAUGGGUAGGGGUCGCUUUUACCUAGGGGCCCCACGCCCGGCCCCUGCGCCUUGCAAUAUUUCGACGAAUUGACGAAGGAGCACCCUAGCGAAGAUGCCGCAGCCGGCCUCAACUCAGGCACUUGGCUUGCGGACUCAGGUGCGGUUUCAGGUGAUUCACACCACCAAUCACGAUGGCUCUGCGCGUUUUCAAUUUUCCGGGAAAACUCGGAA